AUUUCCGUUGUAAGGCGUCUGAAUGAGCCCGUUGCCCACAUGAGGGUACAUUUGGAGGGUAGUGAGAUAUCGCUCACCUGAGGCACCUGUCACCGCCUGGUGUGGAUGUCGUGUGCUGUGCACAUAAACACUCCGUCUGGCCGCGAACGAGAGGACGAAACGCGGAACAGCAAGAAUGAAGAGACUGCUUGUGUUGGGCCUGCUGUUGUGGCUGUGUGCCUUGUUCUACGUGGGCAUCUUCCUCUUCGUGGGGGGGUUCCUGCUGGUCCGACUGGAGGUGAACCGGACCAGCACCUGUGAGGAUGUCCUGUCGCCAUCUGCGGGCUCGCAGGCGGACUUCUGCCGGACCCAGCCUCGCUUCCGCCGGGCCGUGGUGCUCAUCAUCGACGCUCUGAAGGUGGAUUUCGCCCGGUACGACCACUCCAACCUGUCCCCCCGCCCAUACGAGAACAAGCUCCCAGUGCUGCAGGAGCUGGUGUCGCUGGACAGGAGCCACGCCGGGCUGUUCACCUUCCAGGCCGACCCCCCCACCACCACCAUGCAGCGUAUCAAGGGCUUCACCACCGGCUCCCUGCCCACCUUCAUCGACGUGGGCAACAACUUCGCCUCCAGCGCCAUCCUGGAGGACAACCUGAUUCACCAGCUGGGCCAGGCAGGCAAACGUGUUGUCUUCAUGGGGGAUGAUACGUGGGAGAACCUCUUCCCGAAAAAGUUCCAUCGCUCUUUGCCUUUCCCCUCCUUCAACGUAAAGGACCUGCACACAGUGGAUAACGGGAUCCUCCAACACAUCUACUCUACCAUGAAGGGGGAGGACUGGGAUGUACUGAUCGCUCACUUCCUGGGUGUGGACCACUGCGGCCACAGGUACGGCCCAGAUCACCCAGCUAUGGCCGACAAACUCACCCAGAUGAACGGCGUCAUCAGGUCCGUAGUGGAGCACCUCCAGAAUGACACGCUGCUGGUGGUGAUGGGGGACCACGGCAUGACGGACACAGGUGACCAUGGGGGCGAGAGCGCCAAGGAGACGGAGGCCGCCCUCUUCCUCUACAGCCACGCCCCCCUAUUCCCUGCUCCCGCCUCACAGGCUGAGCCCCCCGUAGUACCCCAGACUGACCUGGUGCCCACGCUGGCUCUCCUCCUGGGCAUCCCCAUCCCUUACAGCAGCGUGGGGCAGGUUCUACUGCCCCUAUUCCCCCCUCCGGGGCAUCCACAGGGCGGGAGGAGUGGCCCUGAUCAGUCCGAGGCCCUGUGGGUCAACGUCAAGCAGGUGAACCGCUUCCUGCAGACGUACUCCAGCAUGGCCAAUGACAUCCCCCCAGAUCGCCUGUCAGAGCUGCGGGCAGCCUUCGCCUAUGUGUCCUCUGCAUACCUGGCCUCCGUCCAGCAGGGGGCGCCGGCGUCCCCCGAGCUGCUGCGCUCCAUGCAGGCCUACCUGACCUCCGUCAGGGACACCUGCCGCGCCUCCUGGGCCCGCUUCCACCCUCUCAAGAUGGCCGCCGGCAUGGUGCUGUUGGCGGGCGCCUGCCUGCUGUGCUACCUGCUGUCGGAGCUGUCCUCGGCCGUGCUGACGGAGGGGGCACUGAGGGCGCCCCUGGUGGCCGGGGUGUGUGUCGGGGUGUGCGUCGCUGUUGCACAGCUGGCGUCUCAGGGCCACCUGGACGCGCCCUGGUGCCUCGCGGCGGCUGCGGGCUCCUCAGAGGUCCUCUUCCUGUGGCGGCACCGCCGCCGCGCCACGCACUCCUCCAAGAGCCGUCCGUCGGCUCCCUCGCAGCUCGUGGGCGCCGCCCUGCUGGUGCUGGCGCUGCGCUGCGCCUCGUUGCUGUCGGACAGCUACGUGAUCGCCGAGGGUCGCGUGGUGACCUUCCUGCUCUGCUCGCUGGGCCUCUACGUGCCGCUGCGGCUCAACUGGGACGGACACCUGCUGCCGCCGCCCUCGCCCGACUCCCAGAAGCCCCCGGGGGCCCUGCCCGCUAUCCCGCUGCCCGCUUGGGCGGUCAGACGCGAGGGCGUCGCGCUCUGCCUGAGCCUGGCCGUGCUGGCGGGCUCGCUGUGCCUGUCGCUGGCUCUGCACGCGUGCCGUGAGGAGCAGGGCGCAUCCUGCCAGCCCUCGGCCUUCCUGGCGCCGCUGGCCCGCAUGCAGGACGAGCGCCUGCGCAACCUGCACUACCUGCUCUCGCUGGCCGCGCUCGCUGCCUGGACGCACCUGCUGUACCGCUGGCUGCGUCACUACGGCAACCUCAACGCGCCGGGGGCCCCCGCCGUCUUCGCCGCCCGCUGGCUGCUGCCUGCCGCCGCCGUGCUGACCGGUCUCCACUGGGCGGUCAGCGCCACCCCCGAGGACAGCUUCCGCAGCCUGGCCGAGCUCAUCCGCCUGGCGCAGUCCGUGCUGCCCCGAGCCGCCUACGCUGCGCUCGGCCUCGGGGUGGCGCUGCUCUGGCUCGACCCGCUCACCGUCUUCGUCAAGCACCGAGCGCCAGCGUCAGCGUCCACCCACCACCUGCCCCCCCCACCGCGCUACCGCGCCAGCACAGGCAUCAGCCCGCAGGCCGAGCUGCACCACCUCAUCCCGCAGCUCUACCAGCGCAUCCGCCACUCCCUGGAGGACGGACCCGCGUCGGCCGCGGAGGCUGCAGGGGGCAGCAGCGGGCAGGACGGGCGGCCCGCCGUGGAGGCCUACGGCCUGGGCACGGUGUACUCGGCGCCCCUGGUGCUGCUGGUCGGCCUGCUGGGCACCGGGGUGCUGCUGCUCCACCCGGAGAGCUUGGCCCCCGCCUUCCUGCUGAUGCUGCUCGAGGCCGCCGCGCUGCUGCACAUCCACGCCACUUGCACCACCCUCUCCGGCCAGCAGGGGGACCACGCCACUGGUUUCAGGGUGCCCUGGGCGCCGGUGGUGUUGUGGUCCCUGGCGGCGUGCCAGUUCUUCCAUGCCACGGGGCACCUGCCCACCUUCGCGUCGCUGCAGUGGGGCGCAGCGUUCGUGGGCUUCCCCGACGGACACACGGGAACCCUGCUGCCCGCCACCCUCGUCACACUCAACACCUUCUCCUCACACAUCCUAUUUGCCCUUGCGUGUCCUUUACUGCUGUUCUGGCCCCUGGUGACUGAGGUGCGCUGUAACAAAAGUGGGCGGUCUGGAGGGGAGGAGUCUGAGGAUGUCGUCAUGGAGAUGCGAUUGAGAGAGAAUCCCCAGCAGUUUAGCUCCGCCCUGCUCCAGCUAGCCGCACGCUACCUCUUUGUCUGUGGAGCCCAGGUGUUUGCGUCUGUGUGUGCGGCAGCAGUUCUCCGGAGGCAUCUGAUGGUGUGGCAGGUGUUCGCGCCCAAGUUGAUGUUUGAGGCCAGUGGGUUUCUGGUGGGCAGUGUGUUCCUACUGCUGGGCGUGGCACUGGUUCUGCGAGUGGACGUGGCAGUGAGCGGCUGGUUUAAGAGACUACUGCCCGAUGCCUCCAGGUAACACUGCCUACAAUACCCACAAUGCACCACCUCUGCCGCCAUUACUGCCCUGUACCUCUGCCUUGGGAACUCAGAACCCUGGAAAUUCGGAGGUUACCAUGGGAAUGGUCACAAUUCAGUCGACUUCAACUGCCAUUCAGGACCAACUAAAAACAGGACUUGGAAGAUGAUCAAGUUUUCAGUGUGGACAGCAAAGGUCUCGUCCUCUACCCCCCCCCC
Alosa alosa (allis shad) is the source of this 3669-nucleotide messenger RNA. RefSeq names its product phosphatidylinositol glycan anchor biosynthesis, class O (gene pigo). The transcript has 11 exons. Lineage: Eukaryota; Metazoa; Chordata; Actinopteri; Clupeiformes; Clupeidae. Gene Ontology annotation, cellular component: endoplasmic reticulum membrane. The record is from RefSeq and is a predicted model, not a curated record. Gene Ontology annotation, molecular function: mannose-ethanolamine phosphotransferase activity. Gene Ontology annotation, biological process: GPI anchor biosynthetic process. Bases 176 to 3451 code for a protein of 1091 amino acids.